This is a messenger RNA of Linum tenue, 2446 nucleotides long. The record is from the annotation of a GenBank genome assembly. Lineage: Eukaryota; Viridiplantae; Streptophyta; Magnoliopsida; Malpighiales; Linaceae.
AGAGAAACCGAGUUACUUACUACCGCGGAGUCCUUCGCCAGUUCUCUAUUUAUUCAAACCGCGUCGGGUUGUGGAUGGUGUAGUGGAAAAUCGAAAAAGUAAGCUAAAAAAAAACUGGGAAACUAAUGAUGGGUGGGGAAAACCUUCGUCCUUCGAUUGCGACGACGUUGUUGCAUAUCGCCGCAUUUUGCGUGGUGGCGGCGACCAUAAUCGGGAACAGCGGCGUCCAAGGUUCCCACAAAGUGUACCGGGAGUUGCAGUCUGUCCCCGCCGAUAAGGUCAUCGAAACUCACCGGACUGGCUACCAUUUCCAGCCUCCUAAGCACUGGAUCAACGGUUCACUAACUUGUGCUCGUUUCUGUUUUGUCACACCAUGUACUGGUCAUGAAUGGAAAAUUGUGAACGGCGCACAGAUCCGAAUGUGUGAAUUUCCAUUGAAUCCAGGCCCAAUGUACUUCAACGGGCUUUACCAUCUGUUCUACCAAUACAAUCCCAAAGGUUCGGUGUGGGGCAACAUCGUAUGGGCCCACUCGGUAUCCAAGGACCUGAUAAACUGGGAGGCCCUGGAGCCCGCAAUCGAGGCCUCGAAGCCGUUCGACAUCAAGGGGUGCUGGUCCGGAUCCGCCACCAUCCUUCCAGGCAACAAGCCCUUCAUCCAGUACACCGGGAUCGACAAAGACGAACGCCAGCUCCAGGACUUCGCCGUUCCCAAGAACCUCUCCGACCCUUACCUCCGGGAGUGGGUCAAACCCGACCAGGGGAACCCGUUCAUCGACCCGGACCCGUCGGUCAACGCCAGCGCCUUUCGCGACCCGACCACCGCCUGGUUCGUCAACGGGGAGUGGCACACUGUGGUCGGCAGCAAGAAGGACAUGCUCGGGAUUGCGUACCUGUACACGAGCAAGGACUUCAAGAAGUGGGUGAAGGCCAAGGAGCCGCUCCACUCCGUCCAGGGAACCGGGAUGUGGGAGUGCCCCGAUUUCUACCCGGUCUCCCAAACCGGGGACAGGGGCUUGGACACGUCGGCAGUGGACAAGUCGGUGAAGCACGUGUUUAAGGUGAGCUUGGAUCUCACGAGGUUCGAGUACUACACCAUCGGAGUUUACGACACCGACAAGGAAAAGUACAUUCCCGACGAGGGCUCGGUGGACAGUUGGGCCGGGAUCCGCUACGACUACGGCAACUUCUAUGCUUCUAAAUCCUUCUUCGACUAUAAGAAGCACCGCAGGAUUUUGUGGGGAUGGGCCAACGAGUCCGACGGUAAAACCCGUGAUGUCAAUAAGGGUUGGGCCGGAAUUCAGUUGAUCCCAAGAAAGGUGUGGCUGGACCCAAAUGGGAAGCAGCUGUUGCAGUGGCCAGUUGAAGAGCUGGAGACGCUUAGAAGCGCUCGCCCAGUUACGUUGAGCUCCAAGGUGUUGAAGCAAGGACAGAACAUUGAAGUGGAGGGCAUCACUGCUGCCCAGGCUGACGUGGAGGUGAGCUUCUCGUUCCAGAGCCUCGACAAAGCAGAACCCUUCGACCCCAAGUGGGCCGACCUUCCGGCCCAAGACGUCUGUCAUGAGAAGGGCUCCACUAUUCCAGGUGGGGUUGGGCCGUUUGGGCUCCUCACCCUGGCCUCCGAGAAGCUCGAGGAGUUGACUCCGGUCAUGUUCAGGGUGUUCAAGAAAGGCGACAACCACGUUGUUCUCUUCUGCUCCGAUGCCACCAGUUCUACCCUGACCAAGGACGACGAAAAAAGUUCUAACCUGACCAGGGACGACAUGAUGUACAAGCCGUCGUUUGCUGGAUACGUGGAUGUUGAUCUGCCUAAAACUAAGAAGAUUGCCCUGAGAAGCUUGAUUGAUCACUCGGUGGUGGAGAGCUUCGCGGAAGGAGGGAAAACGGUGAUAUCGUCGAGGGUUUAUCCAACGCUGGCAGUCGGCCCGAAAGCCCAUUUGUUCUUGUUCAAUAACGGGACGGAGGAGGUCACGGUCGACAAACUCACGGCAUGGGACAUGGCCAAGCCAGUCAUGAACGUCCCUUUGGAGAAAGCAUCCAUUAACACCGAGCUCUGAUUGGAUUGUAUUCGGUGCUGCAGCCGAUCGAAGGUUAAUCCGGAUAUAGGCGUAACAUAGUAAAAUAAAGAGUACUUAGCGCGUGGCGACAUCAAUCACAAGAUGUAUGAUAUAUUUUGUUAAGUAAUUAGUACGUAUAAUAUUAGCUGUUUGGAUCUAUAUGUUUUGUGGAGAGCUAAAUGUAGUUAGUUUUCCCUCCAUCAAUGUUUAAUUGAAUGGAUAGAGUGCUAUUAUUCUUGUGCUAUUUGUUAUUACUCUCGAAACACUUUCCUUUUUUUUAAAGGUAAAAGGUUAAAAUCAAGGUUGUUAAUUCGGUCUAUUCUGUUGAUCCUGUUGAACAAGUGGAUUAACUGUUAAUAUAUAGUACGUUCGCUUUAUUCCGAUUUAGCAUG